AUGUUCAGUUUUGAACCCCGACAAUUGCCAGUUCUGAAUCACCUCUCAGUUUUUCCCCUUCUUUCUCUUGUUUUCUUACUCUUUCCUUUUUGUUUCUUUUGCUCUCUUUCCUUUGUAUCUUUCCUCUGUUCCCCUUUUAAAUAUACUUUCUCUACCUUACUUCUCACAUCCGGUGGAAAUGGGUCAACCUGUUCACUCUCAUCCACCACCACAGUUUUACUUUUCACUAUUACUCCCCCUCCCUUAUAUCUCUCUAGACAGAUGUAUAAUAUCUUCUUUUCUCCACCUUUCUCUUUCUUUCUUAUUCCCUUCCUCCAUUUUGAAUCUCUGCUAAACACUUCUUUCUUUCUGUCUUUCUUUCUCACCUUUCUUUCCUUCUUUCUUUUUCUCUUUCUUUCUUUCUAUCUUUCUUUUUCUCUGUCUUUCUUUCUUUCUGUCUUUUUUCUUCCUUUUUUCUCACCUUUCUUCUUUCUUUUUUUCUUUCUUUCUUUCUUUUUUCUUCUUUCUUUCUGUUUUUCUUUCUGUUUUUUCUUCCUUUUUUUUCUCACCUUUCUUCUUUUUUUUUUUUUUCUUUUUCUUUCUUUUUCUUUUCUUCUUUCUUUCUGUUUUUUUUUGUCUUUUUUUCUUCCUUUUUCUCACCUUUCUUCUUUUUUUUUUUCUUUCUUUCUUUCUUUUCUUUUCUUCUUUUUCUUUCUGUUUUUCUUUCUGUCUUUUUUCUUCCUUUUUUCUCACCUUUCUUCUUUCUUUUUUUCUUUCUUUCUUUCUUUUCUUUUCUUCUUUCUUUCUGUUUUUCUUUCUGUCUUUUUUCUUCCUUUUUUCUCACCUUUCUUCUUUCUUCUUUUCUUUCUUUCUUUCUUUUCUUUUCUUCUUUCUUUCUGUUUUUCUUUCUGUCUUUUUUCUUCCUUUUUUCUCACCUUUCUUCUUUCUUUUUUUUUCUUUUUUUUCUUUUCUUUUCUUCUUUCUUUUUUUUUUUUUUUUUCUGUCUUUUUUUCUUCCUUUUUUUCUCACCUUUUCUUCUUUCUUUUUUUCUUUCUUUUUUUUUUUUCUUUUCUUCUUUCUUUCUGUUUUUUUUUUCUGUCUUUUUUCUUCUUUUUUUUUCUCACCUUUCUUCUUUCUUCUUUCUUUCUUUCUUUCUUUUCUUUUCUUCUUUCUUUCUGUUUUUCUUUCUGUCUUUUUUCUUCCUUUUUUCUCACCUUUCUUCUUUCUUCUUUCUUUCUUUCUUUCUUUUCUUUUCUUCUUUCUUUCUGUUUUUCUUUCUGUCUUUCUUUCUUGUUGUCUUUCCUUCUUUCUCUCUCUCUCCUUCUUUCUCUAUUUCCUUCUUUCUUAUCAGUCAGUCCUUCUCAAUCUGUUUAUCUAAUAUUAGGAGUUCAUUGA
This is a messenger RNA of Acanthosepion pharaonis, 1374 nucleotides long. Lineage: Eukaryota; Metazoa; Mollusca; Cephalopoda; Sepiida; Sepiidae. The record is from the annotation of a GenBank genome assembly.